Aspergillus glaucus CBS 516.65 is the source of this 630-nucleotide messenger RNA. Its product is annotated as DUF952 domain-containing protein. The transcript has 2 exons. Bases 82 to 480 code for a protein of 132 amino acids. Lineage: Eukaryota; Fungi; Ascomycota; Eurotiomycetes; Eurotiales; Aspergillaceae. The record is from RefSeq and is a predicted model, not a curated record.
CAGGUCUUCCUUUACUCCGUACACUUCCAACUAUUAAUUUCACCAUAAAACAAAGCAUACUAGACAGAAACAAACAACAAAAUGGCCGACACAGAACCCCUUUACCUCUACAAGCUCGUCCCAUCCUCCAGUCCAGUCCGAGAACCGCUCCUCGAAAGACUCGAGGUCAGCGAAAUCGACCAGAAUUCCGGUUUCAUCCAUCUAUCGACAGCAUUCCAAGUACCGGGUACUCUCAAUGCCUUCUUCCAGGAUGAGCCGCUGGUUUAUGUUUUGCGGAUUCCAUAUGGGUCUAUAGAGCAGGAUGUCCGGUGGGAGCCUCCGGAGGGUAAGGGUGGUCCUCGGCCUGAUGAGGGUUUGUUUCCGCACCUCUUUAAUGGACUCAAGCUUGGCAGGGAUGAGGUGGAAAGUGUUGCAAUUUGGACGAACCAAGGCGGGUGGGAGACAGCGCUCACGCAGGCUAGGCCGUGGUUGUUAUACUAAAGAUUUGAGCAUGUUCAUUGCUUGAAGUCUUGUAUAUUAUGUUCCUUCGUGUUUCUACAUGACUGACAUCAUUAUAGCUGCAUUUAGACGCAAAAGAGAUUUAUGAUUCAUAAAUUAUUACAGGUGUUCAUUUGUUUAAUCCUAGUUUCC